CUUCCAACCACCACGUCACUUGUCGCCGUCACGCCCACAACAUCUUCCCAGUCGUAAACUAUUCGUACUUUACGAUCAAUCAAGACACCCUCCCGAACGCCACUGAACGAAAGACACGUCUACGCAAUUAAGCCAGCAGGCCAAACAGCGAUUUAUCUAUCCAUUUCCCCCCCCGUCAAGCCGAUCCCGUUUCUUCGUCUCUUCGGCCACCGCAAUUGCCUUCGAGCCUCGCAUCUUCUCGCGAACCAAAACCUGAACAUAGUUCACUCGCUCUAGAUAUUCCCUGUCUUGCCGACGCUCAUCCCGCCGCCUCCCAGGAAUCAUCUAGUUUGCCUGACGCUGUCCCAUCACCAACCACAUUGCUCAAUCGUUCAAAGACGUCUAUCGUCCUUAUUCCAAAACACCACCCCCAAUAUGCCUAAUCUUCCGUCGAGCUUUGCCUCGGCCGCUGCCGGCCAAAAUGCCAACCGUGACGUGAGAGGGAAUCGUGGAGAUUCACGCGGAGGAGGUGGAGAUUGGACUCGACGAGAAGGACGAGCCAACGGUACUCUGACUUUCCGCCGAACCUCCACUACUCCUGGUCAAUCAUCUCAGUCUGCCCACCCGUCUGAACAAACCUUGCAAGCGAACGCAUCGAAUGCCGAGUCCACUUCUGCCGCGGUCGGUUCUAGCGUAGCGAGUGAGGACUUCGCACCUCAGUCCACCACCUACCCAAAGCAAACCAUUCUAGACAUCUUCCGCGACAUGCCCGCUGAGACCGACUCUUCCGAUAUCCGCGAGCCCGGUUGGGUCCCUGGACAGGUGAACGGGAAUUCGUCUCGGGGACGGGGUAAAUCCGGGCAUGUGCAGCCAAACCAAGACCCCAACAGCUGCUGGAUUCCCGCUGCCACCAAUUCCCCUGUUAGUUCCCGCAGUCUCACCGCCGAAGAGAAGGAGACCCUCGCAUCCGACGUGAAUUCGCCCUUGAAACCACCGAAUCAAAAGGACGGAAACGCCCAGGGUGGUGGUGGUGCCGUGAACGGCCGCAAGGCUUCGUUGUCUCACGGCGCAGGAUCCGCCUUCGGCCUAACGUCACCCACCUCGGCCUCGAGGCCCGGUACGCGACGCCGAGAAACGAUCGACUCGAAUCCUUUCACGACCGGGGGCCUAUCCUCUCCAGCCAGUACAGGCCGCUUCCCUCGCGACGACCCUGGUUUCUUACUUGGUCGCAGAGGCACCGAACAGAAGGAACAGGAGGGGGAAGAAGAGGGCGGCGCCCCGACACGGGAGACGCCUGCUCGGGAGACUCCUGUUCCUCAAAGCCGCCCUGGCUUUGGCAGCUUGUCCCGUAUCAAUACGACCGGCACCAUGGGAGGCUCUAAUAUCAGCUCCCUGUGGGGCCAGACCGCCUCCGCCCAACCUCAGCCUUCCUCGGCAGUGGGCAGCUUUGGUCAGUUCUCCCUAGCCACGCCCACCAGCUUGAGCAGCGCGACGCGGGGUGGCAGCAGGUUCGCGAACCUCAUUCCCAAGGAGGGCUCUGAGGGUAUGGCCGGUAAGUCCGGCGAAUCCGCGGCCGCCACCACGAACCCGGACCUCAGCCUCCCUUGGCGGCCGCGUCCCAGAACCGACACGGAUCCUUUCGGCGACGACGGACCCUCCGGCAGCGCUGCCCUCGGUGGCGCCAAGGACACCAGCCCGCCCCCAAUGCCGAAUUACAUUGCGAACAUUGGCGUCUUCGAGACCCCUGUCAAGGGCUCGGCUGGCGACUUUGGCAUGUCGGGCCUCACUGUCGGCGAUCUCGGUGGCCAUGGAGGCCACCAGGGAGAUCAUCACGACCAGGGCCCUGUGAGUCCAUCCGAGACGAACCCUUACCGAAGCCCGCCUGCAGCCGCCGACCGGGGAGACGAGGAACAUGACGACCCCGGCGAAAAGCGUCAGGGGAGCGCCGCCGGCUCUGAGCAAGCUUCUACUUUCGGCACAUUGUCGCGCGGAUUUCCUUCCCACAACCCCCAUGCCCAUGCCGCCUUUGAUGGGAGCGACCGCAGCCAGACGUCGAGCGCCGGACCGAAGGGAUACCCGUCGCUUUCGGGCUUGAGCGGCUGGCCGGCGCCCGGGCCUUCGGGAACGACGCCGGAUCGAGAACGUCAGAGCUUCGCGUCCGCUUUCGGAAACUCGUUUUUCAGCCCCAUGGGAGGUGAUGUGCAGCAGUCUCCCGGUUUGUCGAUGGGUGGUGGCGGAGUCGGCGGGGUCGGUGGCAUCUUCGGUCCGCCCAGCGCCGGACCUAUCGGCGGGACCGGAUCCAUGGGACGCAGUAAGCUCGGGUCGCUUUUCCCGGCCGCCAUGCAGGCCCAGAUGCACGCCCACGACCAGCAACAGCAACAACACGAUCACCUGAGCGAUUCGCUACCCGAUGUACGGCAGGCCCAGGGCCAUAAUCCCGUGGCUCCGAUCGGCAGGAACACCUUCACGCCGCAGCACCGCGAUACGGGGAGUCCGAUGCGCGCGGGACGCGGCGCGUUUGACGACUUGUUCUCGCCUCCGGGCGACCACCGGGCGUUGAACAUGUUCGGCAGUGCGGCCCCAGACACGUCGCAUCACGGUGCCACACCUGGCGCGCAAACGCCGUCCUACCCGGGCCCCUCAUCUAGUGCCGAUCUCCCCACGUCCCAAGUCCGUCAGAUGGUCAUGCCUGAUCGGAUGAGAUGGGUGUACCUUGAUCCGCAAGGUCAGGUGCAGGGUCCCUUUACGGGGCUCGAGAUGAACGACUGGUACAAGGCGAAUUUCUUCACGGCCGAUCUCCGGGUCAAGAAGGUGGAGGAUCCCGAGUUUGAGCCGCUGGGCCAGCUAAUCCGUCGGAUCGGCAACUCGCGCGAACCGUUCCUCGUCCCCCAGAUUGGCGUUGCUCACGGGCCCCCGCCGAACCAGCCCGGGCCCUUCUCGGCGGGGACACCGGGCGGCGUGAUACCGCCCCUUAGCGGCGUGUUCCCUAGCUACGGCAGGACGCUCACGGCGGAGGAACAGAACAACCUGGAGCGGCGCAAGCAAGAGGAACAGUUCGCCAUGGCGCAGCAGCGCGAGCUGAUGAUGCGGCAGCAGGCGAUCGGGAGGAUGCAGCCGGGGGCGGGGCUCCAGACGUCGCUGCACCACCAUUCCAGCACGCACAGCCUCCAGAACCAAGCUAGUUUUGGGAGCAUCUCGUCGCCCAUCGGCGGUUCUCAUCAGCAAGUCCCCGUAAGCGCCGGAGGCAUGGCGCCCGGGGCUCCCUUCUUCGACGGCGUGGUGGCACCACCGAGUGGCUCGCGGGGCCCUUUGGGGCCGAGCCUUGAUGCGUUUCGCGAAGACGACUUGGCGACACUGAACGCUACGGAGCGGCAAAUGCUGGCUAACGUCCAGGGCGGGGCCAGCGGUAGCUUCUUCCCCCCUCAACCGAUCGGACCGGCGGGAAACGAGGGCCAGCUGCGUUCCAACCUCCCUGGGACGGAGCAACUGGCCGAUGAUGAGGAGGGAUUUCGCGAGCGUUUGCAAGAAUUUGAGAAGUUUCGGGCCGAGCACGAGCGUGAAGUAGAGCAGGAGGCACAAGUCGACGACGACAACAACAACAACAUUGGUGCCUCUCAACUGAGCGGCAGGGAAAAAAAAGACGAUACUACCAGCACGACGGCUGGGGCGCACACACAGUCCCAGAAGGAAGAGGCGCAGGCGCAGGGGCACCAGCACCAGCACCAGUCGGAACAAGACAACAACAACACCACUAGGAUGCUGCUGGAGAAGGCGCGGGAGACGCAGUUGCUCUCGUUGACUCAACAGGUCCAACAGACGCAAGCUGCGGCGGCGGCGGCGGCGGCGGGUCUCCCGAUGCCUUUCCCGCCCCCUCCUUCUCAGUCGGGAACACCGCUUCCGGCACCGACGGCGCAGAGGAUCCGGUCCAAUCUUCCGGAGCAGUACAGCCGGUCGCAGUCGGGCACGCCAGACGCGUCCUCGGGCAGCGAACCUCCCCCCCUGGCGCCGUGGGCUAAGGAUUCGGGUUCCGGGUCGCGCAAGGGGCCUAGUCUCAAGGAGAUUCAGGAAAUCGAGGCGCGCAACGCUGCCAAGGCGGAAGAGGCGGCGACGGCGGCUCGUCGGGCGCAGCUGGAACAAGAAGCGGCGUUGCUCCGGGAACGCGAGAAGGUGGCGGCUUCGACGCCGGGCCUGCCGACAACCAGCACGUGGGGCAGCGCGUCGCCGGUCCCGGUCGGGAGCCCCUGGGCCAAGCCGAGCGCGGUGAAGGUGGCACCGGGUGCGGCCAGCACCACCAAGCAUAAGACGCUGGCGGAUAUCCAGCGUGAGGAGGAAGCGCGCAAGGAGAAGGCCAGAGCAGCUGCGGCACAGAGCGGAGCGGUUCCCAUCAAUACGGUGGGGGCAAAACGGUACGCCGACCUGGCGCCCCGAUCUGGCGGUGGCGCCGGCAGCGGCAGCGGCAGCAACAACAGCAACCCGCCCGGAUUCCCGCAGGUUCCAAGUGGGGUUCCGGCGGCGGUCGGCAGCGGCUGGGCGACGGUCGGGGCGGGCGGCAAGGUGAAGGCGCCACCGACGGGACCUGCGGCUCAGACGCCCAGCCGAACGGUCAGCAUCAAUAACGGCAAGGCGGCUACGCCGGUCAAGGCGAUAAGCAAGCCGGCCAUGUCGACGCCAGGGACGGGGUCCAAGACGGAUGCGGCGAUGGACGAGUUUAGCAAGUGGCUGCACCGCGAGCUGUCGCGGGGUAUUACGGGAGUUGACAUCGAGACGUUUGCGGCCACUUUGGUGAUCCUUCCGCUGGACCCGACGCUGAUCGCCGACGCGGUGUACGCCAACAGCAAGACGAUGAACGGGCAGCACUUUGCGGAGGAGUUUGUGCGGCGCAAGAGGCGGGCGGAGCAGGGCAUUGUGGAGAAGCAGCCGGGCGGUGGCGAGAGCAACGGCGGGACGGGCGGGUGGAAUGAGGUGGCCAAGAAGGGAUCUCACCGGGAGUCGGCGACGUCGGAGGCGGCGAUUCAGGGGGCGGGAUUCAAGGUGGUGCCGGGUCGCAAGAAGGGCGGCAAGAAGAACUAGGGCUCGUGUGGUCCUGCACGCAGCGUUAUCAGCGUCAUGGAUGAUGUAGCUUACGUAUCCUCUUACCAUAAGGUAGCGUAUCAAUGAGCAG
Sodiomyces alkalinus F11 is the source of this 5140-nucleotide messenger RNA. RefSeq lists its product as hypothetical. Gene Ontology annotation, molecular function: protein binding. NCBI's taxonomy places the organism in Eukaryota, Fungi, Ascomycota, Sordariomycetes, Glomerellales, Plectosphaerellaceae. The transcript is spliced from 4 exons. The record is from RefSeq and is a predicted model, not a curated record. The coding region runs from base 415 to 5049 and encodes 1544 amino acids.